CGGAAACCUCUCGUGUUUUCAUUUAUCUCUCCUUUUACGAGAAAGUAAUGAGAUGAAGAUAAACACAGGUCAAUUUUUGCGAUUGUUCUGAGAUUCUUGGAAUGAAAUUGAAGUGAGAAAAGAGAACAAGAAUGACCACCCGCGCAGCAACCUUCAAUUCAAAGAUCAAGAACCUGAAAGACUACAGAUUUCGGAUACUGAACAACUUGACUCCUCAGCCCACUGGAAUCGAAAUCGAGAACACCCUUAAAUAUUUCUCACAAACUCUGAGAAGUGUACUUAAAGAUGUCCCCAACAUUCCAGCGGAGAGCUAUGGACCCCGACAAAGAGACAGUGUUCGACAGUCUGUGUUUCCUAAUCUCAACUACACAGGGUUAUACUAUGCCAUUUUGAACAUGAUAGACAUUGUCCCAACAAUGCAAAUGAAACAGAUAGAAAUAGGCGAGUAUGUUCUGAAGGUGCUAGGCUGUCUUGUUCCGUUCCUGGAACACGACCUACUGGACUCCCUUCCUUACACUGUGGCUUCCACUCUUGCCAUUUUUCCUCCGACAUUACACAAGGACACAAUCGAUCUGCUUUGUAGCAAUAUGCUCCCAAUGACCCUGGGUUAUGAUGGCUGUUUUGAGCCGUCGUAUGCCAGUGAAUCAGCAGCUGCUAUCAUAACAAUGGUUCUUCAGCACACGGAUAAUGGAUCUUUUCACUCCCAGAUUCUGGAGUGUUUUAUGAGCAUCAAAAGAGACCUGAUUAAGGACAUAUUGAGUAUUGUGGCAUAUGGUCCAUUCACUGCCAGAGCACCUGCUGCUAACCUGCUGUUUUAUUACUGGCCUCAACUAAAUCCUGCACUGACUGACAGAAGAGGAAUUCAUUAUAAAUACACAGCUUGGCCCCCGGUGCUGUGCCAAAGACAAGGCUGUGUAAACUCAGGGAACUGUCAGGCUGUCAAGAUGUGUUUAAAUCCUGCUCUAGCCAUUCACUCCGGGGACAAGCCUCCUCCUCUGUACAUCUGUAGUGACUGCGCCGACGAAUUGAGAAAGGAACACAGCGAAUACAUAACUGACAUUCUACUGCCAAUGUCACAUGUCUCGACUGUAUGUGAGAAUAAGAACUGUAAGUCGGAAGACAAUCUAGCAGUGUGCACGUGUUUCUCUAUUGAGUGUGCCAGCUACAAUGGUAAUCGACCAAUCAGAUACUGCGAACACUGUGACAAUCAGCGACACAACUCGAAGAGAGGGGAGCUACACAUUUAUCACCGCAGUAUUCCGGAGAUUUGGGACUGCAAUAUGGAAGUUCAGAGAUACUUAACUGACGGAAUCGUAAGCUUACUGAAAGAGGCUCAACCAAUAGAAUCCAAGCGUCUGCUUGAGAUGGGUGAAGACUACCAGCAGACUACUGCAGAGGAGGAACAACUGCUGCUGAUUGAAGAGGCAGGCGAGAGAAAGUUACUGAGUCGAUAUGGAAUCUGGCUGCUGGUGGAACUGUGCACUCCGAGAGACGACAUCUCAAUCGAGGUGCUCGGGCGGUUAUUGGGGAUGCUGUUUCAGUGGUUUGAUGCGACCGCCUAUCUUCCAGAUGACAAUGUUGGGAAUGCUUUGGAGAGGUUGAAGGAUGAAUAUGUGUGUGAUUGGUUGGAUGAAGUGGCUAAAACUCACUUUGAGGUCAUUGUGUCCUGCCUAUUGCCACACCCAGUGGAGUAUGCCAGGGUGGGAGGAUUCUGGGACACCUUGUGUUCCAGAACUGUGCAGAUCAAAGAAGGCCUCAACUGUUUCUUCUGUUUGGUGCCGUAUGAUGUCAUCACUUUUGAGAUGUGGGACUAUGUGAUGCCCUACUGGUUGGAAGCCAUCAGAACAGAAGUUCCCUCGGAAGACCUGCGCCACCUCAAAGUCCUGCUGAAUAAAUCUUUCGACAUGGACCUCUGUCCCCUACCCUUCGGAACAGAUUCUGACAAGAUGUACCACUUUAUUUCGGAGAGAUUUGAUGAUAACAGUGCAUAUGUACAAGAGCAAGCUUUACAAUGGCUACAGAUCCUCUCCUCACUAGACAUCUAUUUGCCAAUCCACAUGCUACUAAGUAUGUUUAUAUCGGGGGUGCAGAACAUGACAGUCACCCUUAAACAGCAAAAUACAGCCGAGUCUGAUUCAUCCUGUCCCAAAGAAGAGACGAAGUCCUCCCAUCACCAAUCUUUCCCCCAGAAUUCCCCGGAGGAGGAGUGCCCUCCACCCCUCAGUCCUGCGAAGACUCACGUGGUGGUAGAAGCAUUUGAGAUUUAUGAUCGGGAGACAGAACUUGUGCUCCCAUGUUACAUCAUGAUGCUGGAUCUAAUCCUGAAACAGUUGGAGCUGCAGAACUUCCCUAAAUACCUCGGCCUGUACAACGAGACGAGUCGGCAGAUCAUGCAGCUGUUGACGCUGAUGCUUGGAACUCCCUGGGAUGGCACACACAUCUGUUCAGAUGAACAGCAGGCCAAUAGUUGUAUGUUCUGCCAGAACACGGCCCUGUGGCAUCAGGUCACGUCACAGGUCAUGCAGAACUUCUGUCCCCUCAGCCAGUUAAAAAUUCCAACAAAGGAAAUCCCACGAGUGGACGAGUCAAAACGGAUGUCCUCCACCCCGAUGUGCAUGUCCAGAAAAAGUUCAAUGACUUCUAAUGAUGACGUGGAAAGCACAGUAGAAGAGAAAGAGGAGGAUCCAGGAUUUGACAUGAGCAAUAUGCCACUACACCUGCAGCUCCACCAUGCCUUCCUACAGGAGCUUGGUAAUGUGACAGACACGGAUGCAGGAUUUGCUUUGUUGACUUCGAUGAAGUAUCUCAUUCUGAAUGGAGAAUGCCUGAAUUACACCGUGACACAAUUUCCUGAUUAUGUUAAAUUCUCACUCAGCAAGUACUUAAUUCCCAAUCUGUGGAAGCUGCUGAAGGGGAAGCAGUCCCAGCUGGCCUAUGUAGCUGUCCCCCUCCUCUUACACUGCCUGACCCUCCCCACUGGAUCGGAUAUUUUCUGGAAGCUAGUGGAAGAGGAUUUUACAAAUGAGGAGUGGAAGAUCAGAUUUGCUGCAGUGGAGAAAGUGACAGUGCUUUCCAGAUUUCUAGAGACCGACGGACUACAGUGUAACCAGAUUAUACAGACAGCCCUGGCUCAUGCAUUCUGUCUCCUGAUUGGUUCCGUGGAAGAUAUCAACACAGCUGUAGCACAACGGGCCACUCAGUAUCUAGAGACGAUCAAAUCCGCGGCCAUCAAGUGCCUGUGUAAGUGCCUGGAGUUCCAGUUUGAUCAUGUGAUCAGCGAUCGGAUCAUGAUCCUCCAGAGACUGCACCUGCUGUCGAACAUGCUGAGGGACUGCGACAUCCUCAACUGGGAAUUUUUCUUGGCGCGGUUUGAUGCUCUCUCCCUUGAGGCUCAGAUAGAUCUGGAAAAUAGUGGUGAACUAGCUUGUCUUACAGACUUGACCAGCAGUGAACGAGACAGCGAACACUUCCUGAGGAAGUUGAACCGUGCUCGAUUUGCCUUGGCAAGGACAGACAGCAUCCGUUCCGUCAGCAGCAGCGUGAAGCCGCCGUACAGACGAGCAGUGUCCGUUCCCAUGCACUUACUGACCAAAACUACCCCUCCCAAAGAAACUCAUAGUAAAUGGAAGCUGCUUAUGUAUAAGGUCCUGCUUGAACAAGCCAAAGAGAAAUCGUGUAUCAGGCAGCAAUCAGCUCCUCAUUUUAAUCUGGGUCGACGAAUGACUACAAGGAUGCAGUUCGGAGCAUUUAGCAACAUAUUUCCAGGGGGGAACAUUAAGGAGUUUACCGACGAGGAGAGUAAUUUUACCGCCCUGCUGCAGAAAGCGAUGGACCUGGAGGGGGUGGACAGAGACACUGUGUACCAGCUAGUGGCUUUGCUGAUGAGGUUUAUGGUGACAGUGAAACAAGAUGAUGACAAAAAGAAGGAUAAUAGAAUUCAGAACAUCGUACUUCGACAUUUGAAUGUUCUUCUGGGAUACAACCAGACAGAGAAAUCCUUCAGCGUACCGCCGCACAAACUCAGAUCCUCUGCUGUUUUUAACGCUUUCCUUAGUGGAGUUCCGUUUGUCCUAGACCGUAACUUUGACCUGGGCAAUCAGAUCCUUCCGAUCACGCUGUUGCUGCUGCAGUACGGCCCCUCCCCCCAGAGAUACGCCAGUGACUACCAGCCCCCCAACUACACUCUGUGGUACCUUGAGCCCCACACCCGGAUCUCCUGGCUGACAACACUACUGGUAAUACUGUACAAGUACCAGUUUUACACAUCCCCAGUGUCUGCCAUUAUUCAGACCCUGGUACGAGUUGUCAUCAAUACAAUUGAUGCUCAGCAUCACCGCUGUACGAAAUCUCACGAGGACGGCUUCCUCCCACCUAGUCCCUCGAUGCUCAGAAGUAAAGAUUCCACAAAACUUAAUGACUUGGAAAAUAUUCAGGAAACUGACACACCUCCGCAAAGUCCAAAGGUCAAAGACACAGUGGAGGUCAACUUGGUGUCACCUCCAGAGUACAGCACUGUCCAAUACAAGACAAAUAACACAGAGGGCGUGUCUGCUUUAGAAGAGAGCCACAGACAGGUGGUGUCUGAAACCCCAAAAAGACCCUCCAAGCAGAGGAAACCUAGGAGAAUUGUGGAGUAUACAGAGCCGGAAAUGGACAAAAAUCUCAAAAGAAAACAGUCACCAAGGAGAGCUGCAGAGAUUAGAAGGGGUCACCCGAACAUUCUGCCCGCUCCUGAGAGAUCCUCCUCCCCGGCUCUAAUAGAGGCUACCCAAACUUUUGAAGAAAAGACGGACAUCCCUUCUGUAGACGUUAUCAUGGCCAAACAGUUGAAUGAAUUCUGUAAAAAGGAAGACCAACCAAAGAUCAAGGAUACAUUUAUUGCUAGUCCCCAGAUUUCUCAGGUAACGGACACCAGCAAAGUGACCCAGUUUAGUAGCAAUGAUGCCUCAAGCACACUGACGGGGCCCACCACCACAACAGAACGCAGCAAUGACCUGACAUCUGAGGUUGAAAGUGGAGCAGAAGACAGUGAGAAGCAGACGACGUCGGACACAGAUGGAGAGAAGUACACAGGGGGAGCCACAGAUUCUGGGGACGCUGACACGCAGGAGGAGGGAAAAGGUUUAUUACCCACAGCAAGCCUGUUGAAGGGUACACAGCCCAGGUUCAGAGCUCGGAAGCCGAGGAAGACUGGCUUGAUCACUGUAGAGCUACAGAAGGCUUUCCCAGAACUGAAUGAGCAACUCCAGGAGGAGGCUGUCAUCAAACCGGGAGGGAGAAGAGCCAGGAAAAGUGAAUUGCUGUCGAAACAAAAAGCUGCCAAGAAGGCCUCCUCCUCAAGAUACGGAGACAACAUAAUGGUGGAACGCUGCCCAGAAUGUAGUGCUAUUUUGGAGGAGUAUGAUGAGGAUACGAUUGGUUAUUGUGUGGUUGUCUUGGCAACCUUUAUACACCGAGAACCUGCCCUGGCUACACCGCUGUUGCUGGAAACAUUACAAUGUGUAUCAAGAAUUGCUGCUAGCAGUCCUUAUGUUUGGCAGGUUGACAGUAAUGUUAUGGUGCCGGGAAACAGUGUAAGCAUUGCCAGGCAGUUCAUCAGAUGCGUUUUACAUCAGCUUGCUCCCAACGGAAUCUUUCCCAUACUCUUCCAAAGCAACUUUGAGGAUGUUCACUUCUUUAAGACCAUGGCAGCUGCCUUAGCUGACUUUACGGAGCUGCCCUGUCAUGCCCCGAUACAGCUUCUUCUGGAGGGACUGAACAGCAAGAAGAGUGUGCCUGCAGAUACCAUUAUCUUGCUGCUUAACAAUCUGGCUGACUACAUGAACUGUAUCUCCCUGGAGACGUCAGCUCCGAUGUGGAACAGCAUUGUGGGUAGUUUUGAGAUCUUCCUGAGGAAACUGCACACAGUGCUUCUAACUCCUUUUGAUCCUUCAUCACUUCUGAACAUCAUGAUUUCUAUCCUGAAGGUGUCGGGGAUUAGUAACUACAGGUCAAUCCUGGAGCCCUUCUCUAAACUGUUAAGUUUCAUCAUUCUGAACUGUGCAUUCAAGCUACAGCAGGUUCUGGAUAUCUGCUCCUUGUGUAACAGAGUCUUCUCAAAGGAGAGAGACAAAUUAUACCUGACUAGAACAGUUAUCUUUGAGCUUGUCCAGUCUCUGAAAUUCAAACACAGCUUGCCAGAUGAAAACUUCCUGCUCUUGGUUCAGUUUGUAGUGCUGGACGCUGGUGGUACUCUGGGCUCCACUAACAUUGUCAGUGAAAUGCUGAUGUUGUACAACCUUCAGAGUCAGAUGUUGAUCAGUACGUGUGCUGCGGAGUGUAUGAGGGACCACCUGCACGAGUGUACAGAAUUUGUAGCAGAUCUUCACACACUGACCAAAAUCAAGAACAACAUGAAGGGUGGAGUCAGCAGUCUGAAUGAGGACACACUGGGGAAUCAACUGAAGUCAGGGAUAGCUCAGUUUGUUGCCUUGGAGAUCACUAGAGGCAAUGGUCGAGACAAUAGAGCCAUUUCUCGUUAUCUGCCAUGGCUCUACCACCCGCCAUCUACUGUACAACAAGGCCCAAAGGAAUUUACAGAUUGUAUUGGUCACAUCCGUCUUCUGUCAUGGCUUUUGAUUGGUUCCCUGACCCAUACAGGUAUGACAGAAGGAACUGCCCCUAUUUCCUGUCAGCCAAUCCCAUUGGAUGCCAGCUCCUACAUUGCAGAACAUGUGUUGGUUAUCAUGACUGGAUUUGACGAGAGAUCAAAGGAUUCUGUGUUGCACAUGAGUUCUCUCUUCCAUGCCUUUAUUCUGUGUCAGCUGUGGACGAUGUACUGUGAAUCUACUGCAGCCCAGUACCCGAUAGACACCGAAAGCCACAAAAUGGCCUCUACCAUGGUGAUGGACUUCUGGGGGCGUGUCACUCCCGGCAUUUUACAGAUGUUGAAUACACCCAAAGAGCAUGAGCGCCCACAGCGACAGUUAGCAGAAAUGGUGAAUCUUCAUUUCCUGAGUUUAAUGGAGGCCUUACGGGAAUGCAAUUCUUCUGUUCUGGCCAAACUUUAUCCCAUGUGGACUUCAAUUCUGUUUACCUACCAUUCUCAGUUGCCUGGACAUCUGCAGGUGAGGUUACAGACUGUGGAGAACUGGAAGCCACCCAGUACAUCCAAAGACCAGCCCUCCUUUAACAUCCUACUGACCUGGUUAAAGCGGAUUCAAUUUAAACUCGGACAGGUGGAAGUUCAGUCUUCAGCCGCAACACAGUUUUACUCAGUGUGAACAGCUAUAACACAGUUUUACUCGGUGUGAACAGCUAUAACACAGUUUUACUCGGUGUGAACAGCUAUAACACAGUUUUACUCGGUGUGAACAGCUAUAACACAGUUUUACUCGGUGUGAAUAGCUAUAACACAGUUUUACUGGGUGUGGACAGCUGUGACACAGUUUUACUCUUUGUGAACAGCUGUGACACAGUUUUACUGUAGUGACGGACAUAUGGGGCUCAAAAUCUUAUUUUAAAAAUGAAGAGAACAUAUGUAGAAACACCUGGAGACAAACCAGUGUUGUUCAGAAGAACAGAUGAAUAUUUCACUGUGGGCUCUUCUCGGAGCGGUUUAUUAAUUGUUAGAAUUGUUAAGAUAAUGGUAUAUAUUUGUUUGUUUUGGAAUCGAGAAAUUUUUAUAUACAUGUAAGAUAUAAAGUUGAUGUACCGUAAUUAAUUCUAUAUUGUGCAAUAAUUAAAUCUAUUGACCCAUAAUCAAAUUUAUUAUACAGUGUAUGGAAACAAACAUCAGCACAGAGGCAGUGCAUUCAAAAAUGCAGCUAGUUUUAGCUGAUACCCAUACUAAAUUCAAUACUAUUUUUAGAGUAGUGUGGUAUUUUUUUAGUAGUUGUCUUUCUGUAGAAUUCACUGUUAUUUGUUUACAUAUUUUACCGAAGGUUGUGCAAUAAUACAUGUAGAUGUAAUUGUUGAUGUGUUGUGUUAAGAGAGGACAUUUUAGAAUUAAAUAUUUGUCCCAUGCA
Ostrea edulis (European flat oyster) is the source of this 8006-nucleotide messenger RNA. Its product is annotated as protein unc-79 homolog. The record is from RefSeq and is a predicted model, not a curated record. The transcript has 51 exons. The coding region runs from base 132 to 7262 and encodes 2376 amino acids. NCBI's taxonomy places the organism in Eukaryota, Metazoa, Mollusca, Bivalvia, Ostreida, Ostreidae. Gene Ontology annotation, molecular function: protein binding.